AUGCAGGGCACUUUAUAAGAGAAUGAAGCUAUAACUGACAUAUUUAGUUAAAUUAAGGAUGUAGAUGAACAACUCUUUGAUGUCGUUUUAGAAAUGCUUAUAAAGAAGAAGGUUUAAGAUUGCAUUGGAUAUCUUUCUAAAGAUGAAAAUCAAAAACAUAUAUAAUCAUAAAUCUAACAACAACAAGAGAAUAAAACCCAAGUUGACAAAGAAUAGAAAUUGUCUGUUAUUGUAAAUAACAUGAAAUAAAUUACAGAUGUCUUAAAAAAAUUAAAAGAUCAUGACUUUAAUUCCAAAGAUUUUUCCUCUAAAGAAAAAUAUGGAUCUACAUUAAGUCUAAUUAAUAACAUCUAGGGUAAUAGCUAGAUCAUCAAAUUUUUGUAAUUUUUAGUUCACCUUACAUCCUUAGAUACAACUUUAAUAUAAUGUGGGUCUAAUUCAUUACAUAUUUUAGUGUAGUUGAAAGUGAACCUUAGAAAUACAAAUUUUGAAAAUAUUAAGAUCUUAAACACUUCUUUAGUAGGAGCGAACUUUGUAAAAUGCAAUUUAAGCGGAUCAAAGUUAGAUAAUGUAGAUAUCAGUGGAUUAAAUUUGAAUGGUGCUUAAUUAUUCAAUUGCAAUUGGAAGAACAUAAAAAUAAAUGAAUUGAAUAAAUUGGAUGGACACAGCGGCAGUGUGAAUUCAGUAUGUUUCUCUCUUGAUGGAACUAAAUUAGCAUCUGGUAGUGAAGAUAAAUCUAUCGUUCUUUGGGAUGUCAAAACAGGAUAAUAAAAAGCCAAAUUAGAAGGUCAUACUCAUAAUGUUUUGUCAGUCUGUUUCUCUCCUGAUGGAAAUACAUUAGCAUCUGGUAGUGAAGAUAAGUCUAUUAUUCUUUGGAAUGUAAAAACAGGAUAAUAAAAAGCCAAAUUAGAAGGUCAUAGAGAUUGGGUUAGAUCUGUUUGUUUCUCUCCUAAUGGAAAUACAUUAGCAUCUGGUAGUGAAGAUAAGUCUAUCUGCCUUUGGGAUGUCACAACAGGAUAGUAAAAAGCCAAAUUAGAUGGUCAUAGUGAUUAGGUUAGAUCAGUCUGUUUCUCUCCGGAUGGAACUAAAUUAGCAUCCGGUAGUGAAGAUAAGUCUAUUAUUCUUUGGAAUGUAAAAACAAGAUAAUAAAAAGCUAAAUUAGAAGGUCAUAGUGAUUGGGUUAGAUCAAUUUGUUUCUCUCCUAAUGGAAAUACAUUAGCAUCUGGUAGUUAGGAUAACACUAUUCGUCUUUGGGAUGUCAACACAGGAUAAUAAAAAGCCAAAUUAGAUGGUCAUGGUAAUUAUGUUAGAUCAGUUUGUUUCUCUCCUGAUGGAAAUACAUUAGCAUCUGGUAGUGAAGAUAAGUCUAUCUACCUUUGGGAUGUGACAACAGGAUAGUAAAAAGCCAAAUUAGAUGGUCAUAGUGAUUAUGUUAGAUCAGUCUGUUUCUCUACGGAUGGAACUACUUUAGCAUCUGGUGGUUAGGAUAAUUCUAUCCGUCUUUGGGAUGUCAAAAUAGAAUAAUAAUAAAUAAAAUUAGAUGGUCAUAGUAAAUAUAUCAACUCAGUUUGUUUCUCAGCUGAUGGAAAGACAUUAGCAUCCGGUAGUGAAGAUAAGUCUAUUCGUCUUUGGGAUGUUACCACAGGAUAAUAAAAAGUCAAAUUAGAUGGUCAUAAAGGAUAUGUCUAUUCAGUUUGUUUCUCACCUGAUGGAAAUACAUUAGCAUCUGGUAGUUAGGAUAACUCAAUUCGUCUUUGGGAUGUCAACACAGGAUAGUAAAAAGCCAAAUUAGAUGGUCAUAGCGAUUAUGUUAGAUCAGUCUGUUUCUCUCCGGAUGGAAAUACACUAGCAUCUGGUAGUUAUGAUAACUCUAUCCGUCUUUGGGAUGUCAAAAUAGGAUAAUAAAAAAGUAAAUUAGAUGGUCAUAGCGAUUAUGUCUACACUAUUUGUUUCUCAGCUGAUGGAAAGACAUUAGCAUCUGGUAGUGAAGAUAAGUCUAUUCGUCUUUGGGAUGUUACCACAGGAUAAUAAAAAGUCAAAUUAGAUGGUCAUAGAGGAUAUGUCUAUUCAGUUUGUUUCUCACCUGAUGGAAACACAUUAGCAUCUGGUAGUGAAGAUAAGUCAAUCCGUUUUUGGGAUGUCAAAAAAGAAUAAUAAAAAACCAAAUUAGAUGGUCAUAGUGGAACUGUCUACUCAGUCUGUUUUUCACCUGAUGGAAGUAAAUUAGCAUCUGGUAGUGAAGAUAAGUCUAUUCGUCUUUGGGAUGUCAACACAGGAUAAUAAAAAGCCAAAUUAGAUGGUCAUAGUGAUUAUGUUUUAUCAGUUUGUUAUUCACCUGAUGGAAUUACAUUAGCAUCUGGUAGUGAAGAUAAGUCUAUUCGUCUUUGGGAUGUUAAAACAGGAUAAUACAAAGCCAGAUUAGAUGGUCAUAGUGGAACUGUCUACUCAGUUUGUUUGUCACCUGAUGGAAGUAUAUUAGCAUCUGCUAGUAAAGAUAAGUCUAUACGCCUUUGGGAUGUCAAAAAUGAAUAAUAAAAAACAAAAUUAGAUGGUCAUAGUGGAUAUGUUUACUCAGUCUGUUUCUCACCUGAUGGAAAUACAUUAGCAUCUGGUAGUGAAGAUAAAUCUAUCCGCCUUUGGGAUGUCAAAAAAGAAUAAUAAAAAGCCAAAUUAGAUAGUCAUAGUGGAACUGUCUACUCAGUCUGUUUCUCACCUGAUGGAAAUACAUUAGCAUCUGGUAGUUACGAUAACUCUAUCCUUCUUUGGGAUGUCAAAAAAGUAAAAUAAAAAGCCAAAUUAGAUGGUCAUAGUGGAUAUGUUUACUCAGUCUGUUUCUCACCUGAUGGAAAUACAUUAGCAUCUGGUAGUUAGGAUAAAUCUAUCCGUCUUUGGGAUGUCAAAAAAGUAUAAUAAAAAGCCAAAUUUGAUGGUCUAAGUGGAAAUGUUUACUCAAUCCGUUUCUCUCCUGAUGGAAAUAAAUUAGCUUUUGGUAAUGAAGAUAAGUCUAUCCACCUUUGGGAUGCCAAAACAGGAUAAUUAAAAGCAAAAUUAGAUGGUCAUAGUGGAUAUAUUUACUCAAUCUGUUUCUCACCUGAUGGAAAUACAUUAGCAUCUGGUAGUGAAGAUAAGUCUAUCCGUCUUUGGGAUGUUAAAACAGGAGAAUUAAAAUCUAAAUUGGAUGGGCAUAGUGAUAGAGUUUGGUCAGUCUGUUACUCUUUUGAUGGAAAUAUAUUAGCAUCUAGUAGUGGUGAUCAGUCGAUCCAUCUAUGGGAUGUUAAAAAUGAAAAAUAAAUUUCAUCCACUGACAAAAAUUAUAGAAAUAUCAAUACGUAAUUAAAAGCCCUAAUUUUUUAAAACAAUCCUAUACCAGGUAUUUAUUAUUUAAUUAUUAUUUAGGCUCUUAUUAUUCAAUUCUUGUUAUAUCUCAAGAAAUUAUAUUGGAAGCCUAAGGAACACAGAUCUUGUAAGGAGAAUUUAUUAAUCAUUAAGAGAAAGAUUUAAAACCUUUGUUCAAAUCAAAAGGAAGUUGCUUUUUAGAAGAUUUAAAGAAAAGGUGAA
Messenger RNA from Paramecium pentaurelia, 3558 nucleotides. The record is from the annotation of a GenBank genome assembly. NCBI's taxonomy places the organism in Eukaryota, Ciliophora, Oligohymenophorea, Peniculida, Parameciidae.